AAAUUCACACCAGCUGCCCAACCAAUCAGAUGCAAAAUCAAAACCAAUCCCUGUUUGGCAUAGUCUCUUACUCUACCGUUGUUUGGGUCUUUUUUGAGUUGUCACGCAACAUUCUUCCCAUAUAAUGGCUGCGUAAGAGACUAAGAGUUGCCUGCGCGCCGGACUUAGUCUCCGCAUACGCAGGCUAGUCAUGGUCACCUGUGUUUUCCCGCGCAGAAGAUAAACGUGGUCCGCCUCCUUCCCUCCUCCUUCAUAUCUUUCAGUUCUCUCCCUCAAAAAUAUUAAAGAAAAACAACAAAAACACCUGACCGCAGGUUAGGAAAAACUCAGCCGGAAGGAGAGCACUUACAAUUCGGGGACGCUACUACAUCCCAGCCAUCUAGGAUAACUUGCUGUGGGAGAAAAUCCUGAGAAAUAGAAAUUCUCUUGAAAAUGGAUCAAUGAUGUAAUCAUCCCGCAAAUUUGGACGUUCUAGAAACAGAGAAAGUGGUCCUUGCACAAACUUCUUUCUUUAAGCAAACAUCAACGCAACGCGUGUGAUAACAAGCUCGAGCAAGCAAGCAAGCUUUGCGUAAGACUAAACGAACUAGGAAUCAAAAUAGAAUUUAAAAACAAUUAUUUAACACCACCAUCAAUGGAACAGCUUAGUAUGUAGGUGGCUUGUACUCUAGAUCAUGAAAUAAAAGAAGAAGCACACAAAGCCGUGCGAUCUCUUUUAUUUUCUUGUUAUCCUAGCCUUUGUGGCAGACGCUCGAGUGACGAUUGGGAGCAAAUAUGAAGGGGCUCACGAGAGCGAGGACAUGCGCGCAGGGGGCAGACACGCGUGUCGCACCGUUCCAACUCGCACCCUUUCUCGCCCUGUUUCGUGGGGUAUUAUUAUGCCGAACCGGUUCAGCUAUAUGAAAUUACAAGAUUUGUGUCCAGUUUCACCAUGAAAAAGUCAGCACAUCUAUUCUUUAGUCCAUCUUAGCCAGCCCCUGAUCUUAGCUCAUGAACUGAGCGGUGGAGAAUGAACAUGGCCCUGGGUUCCAGACACGUGCAAACCGACCGGCUUUCACGUGAUAGGGAGACACAACUUCCGCUGACCAAAGAAACAAUUCAAAAUGGCGGUCGCUUUUUCUUGUUCUUUUCCGUAAACACAGAAAAUACCAGCUACGUGUUGCUUAACCGUUUGCUUGAUUACACGUACGACGGUAUAAAUAGUCAGCAAAACAGUUUGAAAAUGCCAGAACAAGUUAGACACAUCGAAUGGGAGGAAAUGGAUAAAAGCAAGUUUUAUUUCUUCGGUCCGACAUUGUUCCUGGGAAUUCGGGCGUUAUUGUAUCCAGCGAACCUGGUAAAAACUCGUCUUCAAGUACAGCGGAAGAACGCACUUUAUAAAGGAUCAUUCGAUGCUUUUGUUAAAGUGAUACGCUUUGAAGGUUUACGAGGGCUUUACAAAGGAUUUCUCGUGAGCAGCUUCGGUCUUCUGUCCGGACAAUGUUACAUCACAACAUUAGAACUGAUUCGUACAAGAACGAAAGACUACAACAAUGCUGUAAGAGGAUUCCUGGCUGGUGGUUGUGCUUCGUUAGUAGGACAAACUAUUACAGUUCCAGUAGAUGUUGUGUCUCAGAAAAUGAUGGUUCAGGGCCAGGGAGAAAACACCGCGAAAUUAAAAGGAGCCUCGACUAUCAUAAGAGAAAUUGUAAAAUCUAAUGGACCCCUUGGGCUCUACAGAGGGUACUUGAUCUCUCUUAUGACUUAUGCACCUAGUAGUGCUAUUUGGUGGUCCUCGUAUGGUAUGUACACAGGACUGGUGGGGAAUAUAGUGCUAUCAGGAACACCUCAUAUGCUUGUCUUAGCCAUAGCUGGUUCUAUGGCUGGCCUCACGACUGCAACCACAACAAAUCCAUUGGAUAUAAUGAGAACUCGUUUGCAGGUCGGUGGAGGAAAAUCAACAUUCGUCCUACAGAUGUUUCGGACACUUUUGAAGGAGGAAGGACCCAAGGGGUUAACAAAAGGAUUGUCAGCCAGAAUACUUUCCAUGGUACCCUCAAGUAUUGUAAUGGUACUGGGUUACGAGACAGUCAAAAGACUUAGUUUAAAAACAUCAGCAGUGGAGCUGCGUGUACAAGAAGAAGGUUACCUUGAGGCGUCAUUUUGAAGCCUGUCAUUGUUUGUAAGACUGAUUGAAGUUAUAAAUUUUGUAUUAACUUUUGUUUUUGCAUGCGUGUGAAAUAUGGCAUUAAGAUUUAAGAAAUAGGAAAUGCUUAACAUUCUUUUGGAAUAAAUUAGUUGUAGUUAGUCCAAAUUAUACAAAGAAAAGAAGUGACUUUAGGGGAAUUCAGCUUUUUUUUUUCCACCUAAGCAGCAGGUGAGGUUUUUAAAGGCUUUAAAUGUAAGUAUGUUCAAUGUAUUUUUAAGUUACAUGGUGGCCAUAGUUUUUUCUAUUUCAUUGCAAAACUGCAAAGCUGUAGUUUUCCAAGAUAUUCAUUCUAAUAUUACAAGUGUAACAUUGAAAGAUUUUAUCGUACAUUUAUAUCAAAAUCAUGUACAACAAAAAAUUAAACAUUAUUGAUAAAUUAUUUAGGGAAUGUGAAGAGUUUAAAUGAAAGAAAUUAAACUUUUGUUGUACCUUUUUUUUCCAGUUGAUAUUGCUACCAAAAAUCACCUGGAAGUCGUUAAUAUAUAUUUAUAAAGCUUGUCUAACUUUUUAACAGUUAAAAGUUGGUGGUUUUGAUUUUUGUUUUAUACAUACAGCUGUACAUGUAUUAUUUAUCAUUGAUAAGGAUCAGCUAUACUAAGGCAACCAUUUUUCCAGGAACAAAUCAUACAACAUUUUAAUUUUAAUUUCGACUUUCCUCUUGGUUGAUAUCUGUACAUCCUUUGGUGAGUUUGGUAUCUCAUGAAAGACAUAAGUUGAUGAAGUGGUUGGAAGAAACCUGUACAAGAGUUUCUUAUUGUUAUGAUGACUAAUGCCAUUGGAAGAGUAUCACAUUGCUGGUAUGUCCUUCAUCCUGAAAAAUGCUGGCCAGUAAACUUGUGAAUUAAGAAAACAGUUUGGCCACAUAAGUAUAUGUACACAUGGGUACAUGGGCUGAUCAUCCUGUACAGCAACCUGCUCAUACCAGAUGUCUUGAGGUUACCCUUGGGAGAAAAGGGGAAAGGGUCAUAAUAAUUAUUUAGUAGAUUUCAUCAUUAUCGCUGAAGUUAGCUUGUUCUUGCAAAUAAGCUGUGCCCUUGAUUUGCCACAAGACAAUUUGUGUUACAAUGGGUGCUAGGCCUCAUGUGUUUGUUAUUCACCAAAAUGUUAAAUGUUUUUGCUCCAGUUUUCCUAUAGUUAUGUCUAAUUGAUAACAGGACAUGUUGAGAUCUUUCUUGUUAUUGACUGUACAAACCAGACAGCAGCUUCACCAGCUUCUGAUAUUGUUGAUUGUUUUAUAUGAUCGUUCGCUUACCCUGGAAGAGGGGGGUAAGUAUUCUACAAAGCUUUCUAUGGGGAGGCUCUGCCCUGAGGUCAAACUCCUUACCCUUUUGUACACCUUUUUGACAGAAAAGGUGCCCCUUUCUUUUAUCUUUGAUAGAAAAAGGUACCCUUUUCACAUACCUACUUAAGGACACUGCAUCCCUUUUCUAAACCGUUGGAAUGAAGUUAAUGAACAAUAUUAUGGACGAACAUGAAGUAUUACUAGAAGAGAUGUUAACCAAAGAACAAGUAUCAUUUGUUUACAUUGUACCUAAAUGACAGAUUUUACUACCCUUUCACAGACCUCAACUUUUAAAAUCCCUACCCUUUCAUAUACCGGAAGCCUGAAAAAUGCACCCCUCUUGGGCAGAGCCACCAUAUAUUAGGCAUUAUAGGGAAUACUCCUCCCCCUGGGUCACAUACCAGUCUUGCUGUGAUUAAAUACUAAAUGUACAGGCUUUUAUAUAAACUCCUAUAUAAUAUUGUAGGUGUAAAGUUGGGGCAUUUUUAGGACAUCAUUGAUAGUUAAUUUAUUAUUAGAUUGAAUAAUCAUAAUUUUUCAGUUUAUAACAAACAUGUGUUGUGUAAGUAAAAGUGCUGUGGUUUAUUUUUGUCAUUUUGUGGUAUUCAUGGAUUACAAGAGCAUGUACUAUGCUGCAUUCUAAUAAAAUGUGUGAAAAGAAGAGUGACAUCUAGGUGUUUUUCGGGUGUUUUUUAAGGUUUAUUAGACUGCAAGCAGUGACAUCAUUAGUUAACAAUUAUUUGCUGCAGUAUAGGUGGCUAGUAGUGGAUAUUUGCCAAGCCAUGAGGCAGUGGGUAAAAUACUGAUCCACAACUAACCACCGACAUUGGUUAACACUGCCAAACUGAAUUUUCUUUGCGUUAGUUGGACAACUGCUUUUAUAAACUGUUAAAAUUUCUUGUUCUGUUACAGUAGGAAACCAAGAAACCAUAUUAGUUACAACUCUCUAGCUAGGAGGUCUGGAUAGCACACACUAUCCCCAGACCAAGUAACCAAUCAGAAUGCAUGAAAAACAAUAUUCACCAGUUGGUAUAUUACCAUUUAUUGUUUAGUACUUAGCAGUUGGUAAUUGCAAUAGACUCCAGAUUAAAUGGUCCAGGAUUGAGCCAAGGCCUGUGUCACUGUUAGCUUUCUUGAGGAAGACAGUGUUCCAUCACAUUGCCUCUUUCAAGCCAGGUGUGUAAAUCGUAUUGGCUAUUUGGGGUAAAGUUGCCAUGGAUUAGCAUCCCAUCCAGGGGAAAGCACAGUACAAAACGUUGACCCCCUCCCCUCCUAGACCCCCAUCUAGACCCCUCCAUCCUCGAGAUGUAACAGUAGAACAAUACACGUAAACGUCUCUAUACCUUUGCAGCAACAUCAAAAGACAACAACAAAUCUGUACUGAAUAUUUUUUGAUUUGCCAUUGUGACUCUUGAACUUUCCAUAUAUGGCAUAGGAAGUAUUUCAUCUAGAGUGAGAUCAAGAAGACGAUAUAUACCUAGCAUGUGUGCAGCUCAGCCCAUGUGAUUUUGUGCUGCCGACAUUUUGUAGAAUCUUUGCUACAAAAAUGCUAACUAAAUCCCUCUCCGGGCUGUCAUGGGCACUACUUUUUUGCAGGGAAAGUAGCAAUAAUCUUACGACUGUUAGCCACUACAUGCGACAGAAACCGGAGUGAAACACACUGAAAAAUAUGAGACUGAUGGUUAGACUUACAAGGCUUUACUUCUUUUUUUGUUAGUACAAAAGUCUACAAUGCAUGCAAAAAGGAACAAACCGACAUUACUAAUGCUCAAGCAUUUUUUCCAUGUCCAAAUGUGCAAGCAUACUGGCAACAUUAUUGACAUGGCAAUGUUUAGCCAGAGAAACAUCUGUCUUCUAAGUCUAUCACCUCUUUACUUCUUUGAUUUAAGUAACAUGAUGCAUUUUACUAUAUUCGUGUGCAUCAAUGAUCACUGCCAAGGGACAUUAAUCGUACACGAUGCAAGGAUGACCUCACAUACAUGUCUCGUAGUAGAGUAAGAGAAAUUCGGCACUCAAAUCACAAAAACCUUCUCAAUCUUCGACCAAACUUUAUCAAUAUUCACCCUACUUCAGACUUAACUGAAAAUUUGGGUUAUCCUGUUUUAGAAAAGCGUGUGAUUACAGGGCCUUUCGGCGCUAUUUGCAACCUAGUUGUUGACGCGAGUUUGAUUCUGUUUCAUCAACUCCAGUGACGUCUUCUUUGUCUGAUGAGUAUUACAUGUGAAAUGUCCCAGCAUAACAUGUCCGCCCUAAGUAUAUCUAAAGUCAGACAAGAAAGAGUAAUAAAAGAACAUACUCAAACGAGAGUACCGUUCUAGAGUGCUCCCCCCUCCCCCCGAUUUGAACGAGUCUGAGGUUUUUUUCUUGAUUCCUCAGAUCAAAAGAAAAGAAAGAUAAAGAGAAGAAGCCUUCUUUGACACUUCGAAUACCCUUGAACGUAACACAAACCAAUAAUUAAUGCGUAACACCGUUUGCAUUCACAGGCUUUCAUCAAAGACUGCCACUUUCUUUACAAAGUUUGUC
Molecule: messenger RNA, 5993 nt
Organism: Orbicella faveolata
Lineage: Eukaryota; Metazoa; Cnidaria; Anthozoa; Scleractinia; Merulinidae
Product: solute carrier family 25 member 44-like
Biological process (GO): branched-chain amino acid transport; branched-chain amino acid catabolic process; transmembrane transport
Cellular component (GO): mitochondrion
Molecular function (GO): branched-chain amino acid transmembrane transporter activity
Source: RefSeq, a predicted model, not a curated record